UUGGCUACUUGUCAAAUUUUUUCACAUUUCAGAUGUUUUAGAUAAAUUUAAUUAUUUUUUGCGUAAAGUACAGAGCCAGCACCAAAUAGCGCGGCCAAUAUGAUGCGCAUCCAAGGUAAAGGUCGAGCUGAAUUCGUAGGACGACUUUUGCGUCACACGUAGCGCACACUGCCGGAUGCAGUGUGUCAGUAUAUAAACCAUACGUUUGUACGUGUUCAUGGUGAUUCGCAUGAUUGCUGUACCUACCUCAACCUUGAACUCACACGUUCGUGCAAGUGACUCGUUUAGGCAGAGGCUGUAAAUAAACCAAGGGGGGCUCCACCACCUCCCACCCUUGCUACCUUUUCUGACAUACACGGCAAAGCAUCGAUACACUCAGCUUUGUGCACCUAAUUCUUCUAUCGGAAACGCGUGUGAACUCACUCGAAGUUCGUAGCCCGCGACUGGAUGUCGAAAUAGCUUCGACAGUUCUUUUUUACCUUUAUUAAAAGAAAUUGAUCGAUACAUUUCACUUGUGCCAUGAUCGGGACAGUUUUUCUACUAUGCUUGUUCGUUUUAACAAACGGUCAAGUUUUCGCCGGUGAGAAUAAGUUUUGCUACGAAAAUACCUCCGACAGUCGGUUAUGGCUGUCAACCACCCUCGAAACGCGUCAGACAUUGCAGGCCGAGAACCCCGCCGAUCUCCAAAGGGCAGUACCGGUGUCGCAAGGUUCUUCGUGGUGGACCGACUUCCCCGUUCUGCCGUUGGUAUUCGCCAAUUCAAACACGAUUCCAAAGGGUCGUUGCAGGAAGCAAGUCCAACGGUACCUCAAGGAACUCGCCAAUUCCACGUUGUGGGCCGUCCAGAUGUUCGACGCCUCAACGAAGUAUCCUGACGGCGUGCUUCACGGUCAAACGAAACAUUUGGGAAGCUUUGACCAAUGCUACAACUUGCGAGCGGAACUUCCGCCGGAUGAAUUCUCUGACAUUGGAGAGCCUGACGAGGUCAAGGGUCGCUACUGUUUGGUUCGCUUACGGUACCAGCGGAAAGAUGUGGAACCUAAACGCCCGAAAACCUUUACCCUUGACUUCGAUCCAAAUCUGUCCGUCUGGAACGCGAUUGACUACACGGGAGACUUUCGCCGUGUCAAACGACACUCUGUGUACCUGUCGCUUUGCGUUCCGGCCAGCUGCAGCUCUCAAGAUGUUGCGACGGCGUUGACGGAGCCCUUGAAGGAGUUGGCGAACGCCCGGCAAAUACACCUGGACGUCACAGUGAAGCCGUCGCUUUGCCAAGCACGUAGCGACGUCCCUGAGGAUUUCACCGUGGGGGCAAAGGUUUUUCUUUUCAUCGUUGCGGGACUGUUUGUCCUUGUGGUAGCGAGUUCAUGGUACGACAGCAGCGUCUAUUCUUCGGAGGAAGCGGUCAAGGACAACGAACCCAGAGACCUUUUUCUCUCCUUUUCCGCACGGCGUAACUUGCGCUCGAUUUACGCCAAUGAGAGUUCUCACCCUGGUCUUGAUUGCAUUAAUUUGAUCCGUUUUUUCUUCACGGCAUGCACAAUGUUUGGACAUAGAUCGAUGCAGUACUACGGCUACCCGCUCGUGGAGUCAACGUACCUUGAAAAGGCCUACACCGUACCUUUUUCGAUGAUGGUAUUCAACGGAACGAUUAUCAUCGACGGAUUCUUCAGUAUCGGAGGUCUUCUUGCAGCCUACGGUGCGCUUCGUGAUCUUGAUCGGAGUAAACAAUUGAAUUUUACCGCGCUCAUACUCAAUAGAUUUCUACGGUUGACACCCCUCUACAUGUUGGUCGUCUUAUUCAAUGCUACCCUGAUGCCGAUGAUGGGAUCCGGUCCGUACUGGGAAGCCAGGGUGGGUUUUGAAAGAGAUAAUUGCGCGAAAAACUGGUGGGCUAAUCUCUUAUACGUCAACAACUACGUGCGUCCCGAGGAGAUGUGUAUGUUUCAAUCCUGGUAUUUAUCGGUCGAUUAUCACCUUUACAUCAUGGGACUCUUGGUCUUAUGGGUUUAUUGGAAGCUUCCGAGAAGACUGGGCUACCCGUUUCUCUGUAGUUUGAUUGCACUGGGCAUUGCCAUUCCCUUCUUCAUUACCUACGUUCAGGACCAACAGCCAAUAUUCAUUUUAUUGCCUACGCUACCGGAAGUUAGAAAAGAUCCAUACUUCCUUGGUCAGUAUAUCAAAUCGCAUACAAGAAUCGGUUCCUACAUGGUUGGCGUUUUGGCUGGGGCGAUUAUCUACGACCAUAAAGAUGCCACGUGGAGACUCCCCAAGGCGUGGUCGCGAUUUCUUUUUAUUUUACUGGCAGUCGGAUUUACUAUCGUCAGCGAGUCUUUGGCUGCUAAGUAUUUUGACCCCAACAGUGAGCUGCACCCACUCGAGACGGCCGCCUACGCCGGGUUUCACAGAGCAGCGUUUGCUCUUGGAAUAUGUUCGAUCGUUGUUCUGAUUACAAUUGGCGAUGGUUUGGACUUUCAUCGCAACUUUAUGACACCACGCUGGGUCCCGCCCCUUGCAAGACUCGCUUACGGUGCUUAUCUUGUUCACAAUAUUAAGCAAAUCUAUGAUAUCGGUGCUACUAGAAACCCCCGCGUAUUUUCCCUCAACGACUGGCUCUCGAAUUUCCUGGCAGACAUGUUCUACACUUUUGGUAUAUCCCUGCUACUAUCGGUGAUUGUCGAAUGGCCGAUACGAAAGAUGGAGCAGGUCGUACGAACGAAACGACGAAGCAAAUGUCCCGCGAAAGAAUCGAAUUCCGACGACAUCAAACAGAGCAACUGAAAAUGACCUAAGCAUAAUUACGUAAAUUGCCGCCUUAUGCAUUGUAUGAUAUAUGUAUAGGUAAACUCGUGGUUGGUAUAUCGGUGUUGUAGUACAAAUACUUGCAUAUCCCCAGUUUGUAAUUUUGUAUCAAGUUAUUCUUAUAAAGAGAGUCAUUCGUCUCAAAUACCAUAGGAUUCGUAGUACCUACAUAAUUUGGAGUGGCUUAGAACGAGGAUGUGGAAUAAAAUCUCAUAAACAAGUUAAUGCAUUAUAUUAAGUCAACACCGAGAAGGGCAAGUUAUAUAUCAACCAAAAUAAAUUUGCGGUUUGCACUUGACUGACGCACGUAAAAUUAAACAGCUAUCAUCUUGAUAAUUGUAAUCAGAUACCAAACUGGCAGGGGACUCUGGGUGAAUUUGUAAUAACUCUGUGAGUAAAUUUCUGGAGGAGAAUAAAAAUAGGAAGGAUACACCCUUAACCUAA
This is a messenger RNA of Neodiprion virginianus, 3246 nucleotides long. Its product is annotated as nose resistant to fluoxetine protein 6-like. The transcript has 12 exons. The coding region runs from base 520 to 2781 and encodes 753 amino acids. NCBI's taxonomy places the organism in Eukaryota, Metazoa, Arthropoda, Insecta, Hymenoptera, Diprionidae. The record is from RefSeq and is a predicted model, not a curated record.